GAGACAGAGAGAGGGGAAGGGGGAGGUUUGAAUGUUUUCUGAUCUCCGUUCUCCGCUCUUAUUCAGAUCUCAACAGCCAGACUCGCCACCACCAGCCUUUAUGACACCCAGAGAAAAUUGCAGAUUUGCUUGCUAAAUCAUACACUCGUCUGAAAGCAAGCAGACACGUUUGUGAGGAGCAGACGCUCUGAAUGAUUCCUGCUGGCUUUUUUGCGUCUUUGUGGAUUUUGUGGUUGUUGUCUUUGAGCUUCGGAGCAUCUGACUGGCACUUGACCUGUAAAGAACUCUCUUCUCCAUCUUCAUACGUCUGAGACCUGAACCUCCCAAAGCCUCUUUAAUGAAUCAGUUUUCGCCUCUCGAUGCCAUGGCGUUCAAAGGGAACCUCACGCUGCCAAAGGUGCCGGAGUCCAACAUGGCCCUCAGUGUGCUGGGAGUGUUUCUGGGUUUGCUUCUGGAAGUUUCCACACACGGGCCGUCCAGCGUUCCCAGAAGCUCAUGGAAGCAGGACGAUGUGGAUCUGCUGGAGUUUUGGGAGCCGGAUGUCUUCAACUACACGACUCUACUGCUGAAUGAGGACAGAGGUGUUCUGUAUGUGGGCGCUCGAGAGGCUGUGUAUGAACUCAACAUCAGCAACAUCUCCAUCAAGAGCAACCAGCUCCUGUGGAAAGUUCCAGACAUCGACAUGUCCAUGUGUAUUUUGAAGGGGAAAUCUAAAGAGACGGACUGUCGAAACUACAUUCGAGUUUUGCAAGUGCUGGAUGAAGAAAAUCUGUAUGUUUGCGGGACUCACGCGUUUCAGCCUCUCUGUGAUUAUCUGUCUCUGCAAGAUUUCCGGCUGCUCAAUAAAGCAGAGGACGGAAGAGGGAAAUGUUCCUAUGAUCCGUCUCAAAGCUUCACCACUGUGAUGGUUGAUGGCGAGUUGUACUCGGGAACUGCUUAUAACUUUCUGGGCAGUGAACCGAUCAUCUCCAGAUCGUCUCCGUCUCAGAGUUUACUGAGAACUGAGUACUCAACAUCCUGGCUCAACGAGCCCAGUUUCGUCUUUGCGGACGUGAUCAGAGAAGGAGAGAACAGUCCGGAUGGAGACGAUGACAAGAUUUACUACUUCUUCACAGAGGUGUCGGUGGAGUACGAGUUUUUCGGCAAACUGCUGAUUCCCAGGAUCGCUCGCGUAUGUAAGGGGGAUCUGGGUGGCCAGCGGACCCUGCAGAAGAAGUGGACGUCGUUUCUGAAGGCCAAGCUGGUUUGCUCAAUGCCGGAGCUCAACUUUGUCUUCAAUGUGGUUCAUGAUGUGUUUAUUUUAAAAGCCCCACACUGGAGAGACACCGUCAUCUACGGGGUUUUCACAUCUCAGUGGGGGAAUGUGGGUCUGUCGGCGGUCUGCGCCUAUAACAUGAGCUCUGUGCAUGAGGUUUUCUCCAGAGGAAAGUACAUGCAGAAGGUCACGGUUGAACAGUCCCACACAAAGUGGGUCCGCUUUAAUGGAGCCCCUCCCAGUCCCAGACCUGGAGCGUGCAUCAAUAACAUGAACCGUCAGCAGAACAUGAGCUCGUCUCUUCAUCUGCCUGAUAAGACGCUUCAGUUUGUGAGGGAUCAUCCGCUGCUGGAGGACCCGGUUCUGCCCAUAGGAAACGGCCCUCGCCUCAUCACCAAAGAUGUAAACUACACACAGAUCGCCGUGCAGAGGGUGCAGGCGCUCGACAACAGCAUACACCACGUCAUUUUCACAGCCACCGAUAAAGGUUUCCUGCAUAAGUCAGUGGUGCUGGAGAACGAGGUUCACACGGUGGAGGAGGUUCAGCUGCUGAAGAGCUCAGAGCCCAUCAAAACACUCCUGCUCUCCACAGACCAGGCUCAGUUUCUGUAUGCGGGUUCAGACUCUGGAGUGGUUCAGUCACCCACAGCAUUCUGUCAGAAAUACGGCUCCUGUGUGGACUGUGUUCUGGCUCGGGACCCAUACUGUGCCUGGGACACUCAGUCCAAAGCCUGCGUGAACAUCUUCCAGAGCAAAGCUGAUCCACGGAAGAUGAUUCAGAACCUGAGAGGGGAUGCUGGGAUAUGUCCUCCAGUGUCUCCUCUGGCAGUGAAGGAUUAUCCGCUGCUGUUAGUGAAGCCGGGGGCUUCUGCUGACCUGCCGUGUCGAGUUCAGUCAAACCGAGCUCAGGUCUUGUGGAAACUCAACAAUCAGCUUCUCACCGACUCCUCCUCGCGCCUCCUCCUGAUGUCCGAGAGUGGUUUACUGCUAUACAGCGUCACCAUAGAGGACGCGGGACGCUACGAAUGCUGGUCUGUUGAGUCCGCAGCGGGACAAAACUUCAGCCGUGUGGUAUCUGGAUACAUUCUGCGCUUAGACCUUCCUGAGAGCAAAUCUGCACAGCUGACCCGCGAGCCCACUACGACCUCAGAAGGUAAUAGUGUUAAUAAUAAUAACAGCCCGGUGACGCCUGGACUAACGUCAGCACCUACAGACGCCCCGUCACUAACAACUCCACCAACCUCUGCCAUUAAACCCAAAUCCAACAUCCCUCCAGAGGUCAGUAAUUCGCCUGCACGCACUGAAACGAUAGAUCCUUCUGCCAAAUACAUCCAGCAUGACAACAGCGCCGCCCUGCUGGCUCUGUUCCUGCUGUUCUUCCUGCUGUUUCUGGCCGCGCUCCUUUAUAACUGCUAUAUGCAGUAUCUGCCGGCUCCGUGUCUACGACUGCGCUCUGCUCUGCUCGGAUCCAGUAAAAAACCGCAGGCUGAAUACGCUGCAUGCGAAGCCGGUCUGAUGGAGAAAACUGAUCCAGCCAAUCAGAUCGCAGCUCAUCCGUUGCGUGCACUCAGAGACACUGGAUACGAAACGGAGCCCGAGGCAGAAUUAGGAAAUGGCGCUGUUCGGUCUAAUAGUUUCGAUGAGAGUCCGUGUAAAGAUCGACCGUUUGAUAUCGACUGUGCUUCACAGCCCAUUGAGUUUGCAGACGCAGACGCUCCGUGAUGAUGAUGAUGAUGAUGAUGCAAACACUUUAAUAACCGCAUUCCAAAUUGGAAACAUUCCAUACCAAAUUGGUACGUUUAAGUGUGGUUUCUGGAAUUUGGAAUUCCGGGUUGUUUUUGAAUGUUCUUCGGGGUCGUUUAAGCGUUAAUUUCCUCCGUGUUUUUGGUCUCGUUUCAAAGUAAACUUUCUGGAGUCGAUACACAUUCAGCUUGGAAGCAAAACCGGUUUCAAAUUCAAGUCUUUCAGUACGUUGUUUAUGCUAAUUAUAGUAUUUAUUUGUUUUACAUUUUGGGUUGAAUUUUUUUUUGCAUAAAGAUGACAAUUUUAGGACCAUUUUUCUAUUAUUUUGUCCAUUUUGAUAUGAUUUUAGUCAUGGUUUAUGAUUUUGAUACAUAUUAACCCUUGUGCACUGUUCAAAUGUACUACCCC
Messenger RNA from Danio aesculapii, 3406 nucleotides. RefSeq names its product sema domain, immunoglobulin domain (Ig), transmembrane domain (TM) and short cytoplasmic domain, (semaphorin) 4D (gene sema4d). Gene Ontology annotation, molecular function: chemorepellent activity; semaphorin receptor binding. NCBI's taxonomy places the organism in Eukaryota, Metazoa, Chordata, Actinopteri, Cypriniformes, Danionidae. The record is from RefSeq and is a predicted model, not a curated record. The transcript has 16 exons. The coding region runs from base 338 to 2977 and encodes 879 amino acids. Gene Ontology annotation, biological process: positive regulation of GTPase activity; neural crest cell migration; negative regulation of axon extension involved in axon guidance.